Molecule: messenger RNA, 1280 nt
Organism: Rosa rugosa (rugosa rose)
Lineage: Eukaryota; Viridiplantae; Streptophyta; Magnoliopsida; Rosales; Rosaceae
Product: transcription factor JUNGBRUNNEN 1
Exons: 3
Coding region: 151-1119 (322 amino acids)
Biological process (GO): regulation of DNA-templated transcription
Molecular function (GO): DNA binding
Source: RefSeq, a predicted model, not a curated record
UUCUGCUACUUCCAUUUUUUUCAAACGGUUUAUCUUCCUAAUUUCCAUCAGUACCACUGACCUGCGAAGAGAGAGAAAUACAAGUACGUGCUAAUCAACUCAAGGAAAUAUCAGAGCUAGCUCUAUUGGUCAUAGAUCGAUUGUUUCAAUAUGGAUGGAAAAAAUACUAGUUGCAAGGAUGAUCAUCAUGAUCAUCAGGAUCAUGAUGAUGAGGAUGUUCCACUUCCGGGAUUUAGGUUUCACCCAACAGAUGAAGAACUAGUUGGGUUCUAUCUCCGCCGGAAGAUUCAGAAGAAACCCAUCAGCUUAGAGCUCAUCAAAUCAAUUGAUAUCUACAAGCAUGAUCCUUGGGAUCUUCCAAAAGCGACAACUACUGCAGGAGACAAAGAGUGGUACUUCUUCUGCAGAAGAGGGAGAAAGUACAAGAACAGUAUCAGACCUAAUAGAGUAACCGGGUCUGGGUUUUGGAAAGCAACUGGGAUAGACAAGCCAGUUCAUGAUUCACAUAGUAACUGCAUUGGGCUGAAGAAAACUCUGGUUUACUACCGCGGAAGUGCCGGAAAAGGCACCAAAACUGAUUGGAUGAUGCACGAAUUUCGCCGUCCAUCCACCAAUGACAACAACAAUGUUCACACUAACCACACCUCCUGCACUGCUAUAUCACACACUGAUCCUCAAGAAGCUGAAAUUUGGACAUUGUGUCGGAUAUUCAAGAGAUCUGUGUCACAUAGAAAGUAUACACCAGACUGGAGAGAAUUGUCUGCUAAACAAUCCAGCUCUAAGAAAUGCAAUGCGACUGAUCAAGAUCGUCAUCAAGAGCCCACAAACAUCAAUCGAGAAUCUUAUAUCAAUUUUGGUGCUUCAACCAUUUGCUACGAAGAGAAGAAGCCCAAUGUUCUGAACCAUACUAAUUAUAACAACGGAAGCAACAGUAACCAGACAUUGCAGAAUGUAGGUCAGUUCAGCUCCGGAAUGACUACUGCUACGCAUCCAUGCAACAUGGAUUCGUUCACAUCGAGCUAUUCAUAUGCAGAUAUUGAGAAUCAUGACUUUUUUAACGACAACUGGGAAGAGUUCAAAUCAGUUGUACAGCUUGCUCUUGAUCCAUCGUUUGUGUAAACUAAUACUUAUGAAAUUUCAAUAACGGUGCAGGCACUGUAGCUAGUUAUUUAGUGAUAGCAGUAUCUAGUAGUUCUAGCUAGUUAGUGCGUUAGAGGCUAGGAAUUCCUUUUUCAUUUGACCUUUUACCUAGAGUGUAGGAGUUCUUGUAUGAUUGUGAC